This is a messenger RNA of Rotaria sp. Silwood2, 1260 nucleotides long. The record is from the annotation of a GenBank genome assembly. NCBI's taxonomy places the organism in Eukaryota, Metazoa, Rotifera, Eurotatoria, Philodinida, Philodinidae.
AUGAAACACUUGCAGGAUGUUCUUGAUAAAGCUCAUGUAUGUGAUGGUGGCCGUUUACAAUUAAUACCGAAUGCAUUACCAUCUAUAGGGUUAUUCCAUCAAAAUGUUUUACGUUGUACAAAAUGUUUUAAUGAAACUCUUUUGACUAAUUUUCAAGUUAUACAACCCAUGAAAGCUGAACAACAAGAGCCCAACAAAAGAUUAGCAUUAGCUGUGGCAACAACUGGUGUUGGAUACCGUGCAACUAAGGCGAUAAUGUACUAUGAUGGCUUACAUAAUUUUGCACAACAACAUUUUAAAACAGUUAUUAAUGAUAUAAAAUCUAGAAAAAAUGAUCGACAAAAUAUAAUGAAUAUCACCGUUUCCAUCACUGGAACAUGGAAACGAAGGGGCCAUGUAUCGAAUUAUGGUAUAGUUUAUAUAAUUGAUGUUCAAUCAGGACUUUGCAUUGACUAUGAGGUCAUGGCAUUGUUAUGUGAAACAUGUAAUUUUAAAAAAUCAAAAUUAUCACCAUCUCAAUUUACCAAGUGGUACAAAAAGCACCAACUAUUUUGUCAUAAAAAUUAUGACGGUACAUCAAAAUCGAUGAAAAAAGAAGGCACCGUUAGGUUAUUUCAACGAUCUAUAGUGAAUGGUCUUCGAUAUACACAUAUGCUUUGUGAUGGUGAUGCAUCCGCAUUUGAAGCAAUAAAGCAUUAUUAUGUUAAGCAAAGUCAACAACAACAAGUCCAUCUAAAAUCAGACACUUCAACUUCAAAAAAAGAGCAAAGCGAUUUGAAGCAUGGAGAAAUCGAAGAUCUUGAUGUUGAAGAAGAACAAGAAGAAGAAUAUGAUGCUGGUGUUGAAGAAGAACAAGAAGAAUAUGAUAUUGGUGCUGAAGAAAAACAAAAAUAUCAAAGUGUUGAUUCGUCUAAUAAUUUGAUAGUGAUCAAAGAAGAUUGCAUAAAUCAUGUCAGUAAGCGUGUAAUGAAGUAUUUAUUAGAAAUGAAACGACAAAAAACUCGACUAGUAUCAUUCUCAAAAGAAGUGUCAACAUCUAAGAAACAAUUAUCAAAGCAACAACUCUUGGAUGAUAAUAAGAGAUGGGGAGGUGGUCCUGGUAGAAUGACCAACAACAUGAUGAAGAAGUUAUCAAAUGGUUAUGGCCUUGCUGUAAGACAGGCCAGCGCACUAGCAGCUGGUAAAGAAGUUAACGAAGCAUUAGAUAUUAUGCAGCAAUUUACUCGGGCUGCAUUCUAUCACUAUUUAAAAAGCUGUUAG